CUAACAAUAACAACAACAACAGAAAACUUGGCACAUUUUAAAGAAUCAAUUUCUUAUCAAAACAUGGAAGAAGACAGGCAUGGCGAUGAACAUUCAGGCAUGGAUGAGUUAGAUUAUUCACAAGAAGAUAUUGAGUUUGCACUGUAUUCACAGAUACAUUUUGAAAGCAACCCAGACGCUUCAAAUAUUUCUUCAUAUGCAGAAGUGGAAAAUAAGGAUUUUAUAGUUAACAGUUUCACCUAUGAUGUAAUUGGUGAAAAAUCAUCAGGGUUUGUUUCUUUACCUACAACUGUAGACACUAUUUUGCAAAAAUGCGUAAGGGAAAAAUAUGAUACUGGAGCUGUCAGUGAUGAUGCAAUAGAAUUAUGUUUUGUCAACAGAAAAAAUAAAGUAAAUUCAAAUGCUAUCAAAAAAAGAAACAAUGAAGACAAAGCCAAUAAAGAUCGAGAAAACAUGACAUGUAAAGGAUCCAAGUGUGUUGAAAUUUUAUCAAAAACAAAAUCAGACAACUUUGCAGAAGAAUCAAAGCUUGGACACAGAAAACACAAAAAGAAAGUUGGUUCAGCAUAUGGUGCAAAAACUAGAACUGAUUUUGACAAAAGCAAUCAUGCGCACGUUAUUUUUGUGUCAUCAUCAGAGAGUACCAGUAGUGACAGUGAUGAUAUUUAUGGCAUUCUUGGGGAACUGUCAGAGAAUGAUUCAAACUUGGAGAUGAAUGUUGAGCAGACUGAUUUGUUUGCUGAAACAAGGAAUGAAGAUAAAUGGGCCAUUAGUACAGCUGACAGUCACAGUGCCCAGCUAAAAGGUGGUGUAAAAGGUCGCUACUUCAAGGAGGGUCUGCGCUGUAACAACUGCAACCAAGUGGGACAUCUGUCUAAAAACUGCCCUCAACCAAAGAAGAUGCCAGUGUGUUCACUGUGCUCAGAUUCGGAGCACACAAGUCGCACAUGUCCGAACAUUUUCUGUUACAACUGUGAGGAGCCUGGUCAUGACUUACGUGGUUGCAAGGCACCCAGACGUCUCAACAUGGUGUGCUUCCGCUGCAAUAUGAAUGGGCAUGACCAGAAGAAAUGUCCUGAUGUAUGGAGGCAGUUUCAUUUAACAACGGAGUCAGGGAAACUGCAACAACCAAAUUCAAGAAGGAAGAGGAGGAUAGCUUUAUCGUGCUACAACUGUGGGGAAACUAAACAUUUGGGUCAUGAGUGUAGGGAGGAGAGAAGCAACAAGUUCAUGCGAGUCAGCACGCCCUUUGUGUGUCGCUACCAGAUGGACCAGGGAUUUGAUGAUAUGAGUGGGAGGAAUGAGGGCUGGGAAGAAAUGGGGUCAAAGCGGAGACGGCAGUAUGAUGCUCCACAACACAAACGAUUUAGUAGUCCAAACAGGGACGAGUUCAAUACAGACAUGGAGAAGGAUAGUGGUAAUAGCAAUUUAAGAUUAUAUGAAUUAAGAAAAUUACGAAGUCUGGAUGGAGAUACAGAUCUGCCAAGGCCUCCGAACAAUAAAGAGAAAUUUGAUAAUAGAAGCGAAUACCUGGAUAGAAGUGUUCCUUCUAAUGAGAGCACCAGUUGUAUAGACAUUUAUCCUAUUGAAAUGGAUUCAGGACACAUUGGACCCGAGUCGAAAAGAUUAAAGACGGGUUAUUGUGGGGACAAGUUGGAAAAGUUGAAAACUGCUCUUCAGUCAACAAUGCAAAGGGUGCCUGAUUUUGUUCCCUUAAGGAAAGAGGAAAUGUUGCCAGAGUUUAUUUCAUACAAGAAAGAGAAAAGGUUGCCGGAAUUUCUUACGUCCAAGACAGAUAAAAGGUUGCCGGAAUUUAUUUCAUCUAAGAAACAGAAGUUGCCUGAGUUUAUUUCUUUCAAGAAAGGUCGAUCAAGCAAUCCUGAUGGUGGGAACAACUUUGAUAAUCUGAGAAUAACGGUGAAAAGCGAUAUCAAUGAAAUGGACAUGAAGAUGGAAAAGAAGAAAAAGCAAAAGACAGAUGACAAUGAAAAAGACGUGAAGAUUAAAAAUAAGAAAAAGCAAAAGACAAAUGUCUGUGCAGAAAAUUUAAAAGAUAAAGAAUCCAAAAAGGUUGGAAUGGGUGAUGGGGAAAAUAUCAGUGAAACAGUGGUCAGGACAAAAAGUGUUAAAAGUAAAAACAAAAGACAUACAUCAAAUCAGGAUUUAUUGAACACUUUGGGAAAAUAUUAUGAUGAAGGUAUUCGAAACAAGCAUAAAAAGUUAAACAAAAAUGUGCCUAAAAGCAGUACUUUCACUGAGGUGGAUUUUCCAAGGUCUGCAGUUGACCUGUCAGUGACCUUUGAGAGUGGCGAUAUUGGCCUAAGCAGGUCAGAUGUCAGGAAUAGAAAUGUCAAGGUGAAUACUAAUGACAGUAGUAACCCAGAUGAUUUAUUUUCUAUUCAGAAACUGCAUAAAAUAAAGUCAAAGUUAUCGCAGGGGGAGAAUGUGAGUGAAGUACAGGAAGAUGGGGACGUCAAUCAUCAGGCCUUUAACAAUGAAUGGUGGAACGAGAAAAAGAGACCAAAAACGAGAAUAAGAAAUAAAAGAAAAAAAGAAAAGGCAAAGAAGAGAAAGGGAACGUCCAAAUCUUCUGUUACAAAUGUUACUGUUGAUAUUAAUUGAUUUAUUAAGACAAAGUUAUUUAAAUAUAAGUAACCCUUGAUUAAUUUAUGCAUUAUGAAAAGUUAAAAAAGUUUUUGGUAACUGUUUUUAAUUUAGGUCUUAAGACUAGGCUAUUUAGUUAUUUUUGUUUUUGGUGACUAAUGUCACUGCCCCAUAUGAAAAGUCUUAACCAGUCAGGUAAAAUAAAUGAUUGAAUACAUGAA
This is a messenger RNA of Dreissena polymorpha, 2825 nucleotides long. RefSeq lists its product as uncharacterized. The record is from RefSeq and is a predicted model, not a curated record. Gene Ontology annotation, molecular function: zinc ion binding; nucleic acid binding. NCBI's taxonomy places the organism in Eukaryota, Metazoa, Mollusca, Bivalvia, Myida, Dreissenidae. The coding region runs from base 64 to 2622 and encodes 852 amino acids. The transcript has 8 exons.